AGAAGACAAAUUUUCUGCAGUUUGGGUCUAGAUAGAUAAAUAACUGGGCGUUUCUUGUUGAUUAUACUAUGGGUAAUGCUCAGACAGCCAAGAAACUAGAUCCAGCAGAAAAUGUCAAGGCCUUUUUGGCUCAGGCCAAAGCUGAAUUCAGUGACAAAUGGGAGAAACCUUCACAGAAUACAGCAGGUCUUGAUGAUUUUGAAAGAAUCAAAACACUGGGCACAGGGUCCUUUGGACGUGUUAUGCUAGUCCAACACAAACAGUCAAAGCAGUAUUAUGCUAUGAAAAUAUUGGACAAACAGAAGGUUGUCAAGUUAAAACAAGUGGAACAUACCCUUAAUGAAAAAAGGAUAUUACAAGCCGUUUCUUUUCCAUUUCUUGUCAGUUUAGAAUAUCAUUUCAAGGAUAACUCCAAUUUGUACAUGGUUUUGGAAUUCGUAACUGGCGGGGAAAUGUUUUCACAUCUAAGAAGAAUUGGGAGAUUUAG
Molecule: messenger RNA, 487 nt
Organism: Lingula anatina
Lineage: Eukaryota; Metazoa; Brachiopoda; Lingulata; Lingulida; Lingulidae
Product: cAMP-dependent protein kinase catalytic subunit 1
Biological process (GO): protein phosphorylation
Cellular component (GO): nucleus; cAMP-dependent protein kinase complex; cytosol
Molecular function (GO): cAMP-dependent protein kinase activity; ATP binding
Source: RefSeq, a predicted model, not a curated record